Condylura cristata (star-nosed mole) is the source of this 1762-nucleotide messenger RNA. It is a transcript of the gene EGLN1, whose product is annotated as egl-9 family hypoxia-inducible factor 1. The coding region runs from base 39 to 1271 and encodes 410 amino acids. The transcript is spliced from 5 exons. Gene Ontology annotation, biological process: cellular response to hypoxia; peptidyl-proline hydroxylation to 4-hydroxy-L-proline. Lineage: Eukaryota; Metazoa; Chordata; Mammalia; Eulipotyphla; Talpidae. Gene Ontology annotation, cellular component: cytoplasm; nucleus. The record is from RefSeq and is a predicted model, not a curated record. Gene Ontology annotation, molecular function: L-ascorbic acid binding; peptidyl-proline 4-dioxygenase activity; ferrous iron binding.
GCGAGCGAGACCGGCAGUACUGCGAGCUGUGCGGGAAGAUGGAAAACCUGCUGCGCUGCAGCCGCUGCCGCAGCUCCUUCUACUGCAGCAAGGAGCACCAGCGCCAGGACUGGAAGAAGCACAAGCUCGUAUGCCAGGGCGGCGAGGGCGCCCCGGGCCAGGGAGCAGGCCAGCACCCGCACUCGGGCCCCGUGCCGCCGGCCGCCGCACCGCCGCCCAGGGGUGGCGGGGCCCGGGAAGCCAGGAAGGCACUGCCGCGCCGGGACGGUGCUGCCGCCGCCGCUGCUGAGGCCGUGGGCCCGCGGGCGGUCGGAGACACGACCAAGGCAAAGCCCAAGCCCAAGCCCAAGCCCGAGGUCGCUUCCCCGCCGAGCUCGGCUCCCGGCGCUCCGGGGCUGGGAACGGCGGGCGAGACGGAGCCCGCGAAGGAGGAGCCGCUGGCCCGCCCGUCGCUGUACCAGGAAAAGGCGAACCUGUACCCUCCGAGCAACACGCCGGGCGAGGGGUUGAGCCACGGCGGCGGUCUGCGGCCCAAUGGGCAGACGAAGCCGCUGCCCGCGCUGAAGCUGGCGCUGGAGUACAUCGUGCCCUGCAUGAACAAGCACGGCAUCUGCGUGGUGGACGACUUCCUGGGCAAGGAGACCGGCCAGCAGAUCGGCGACGAGGUGCGCGCCCUGCACGACACGGGCAAGUUCACCGACGGGCAGUUGGUCAGCCAGAAAAGCGACUCGUCCAAGGACAUCCGAGGCGAUAAGAUCACCUGGAUCGAGGGCAAGGAGCCCGGCUGCGAAACUAUUGGGCUGCUCAUGAGCAGCAUGGACGACCUGAUCCGCCACUGUAACGGGAAGCUGGGCAACUACAGAAUCAAUGGCCGGACGAAAGCUAUGGUUGCUUGUUAUCCAGGCAAUGGAACAGGUUAUGUACGUCAUGUUGAUAAUCCAAAUGGAGAUGGAAGAUGUGUGACAUGUAUAUAUUAUCUUAAUAAAGACUGGGAUGCCAAGGUAAAUGGAGGUAUACUUCGAAUUUUUCCAGAAGGCAAGGCCCAGUUUGCUGACAUUGAACCCAAAUUUGAUAGACUGCUGUUUUUCUGGUCUGACCGUCGCAACCCUCAUGAAGUACAACCAGCAUAUGCUACAAGGUACGCAAUAACUGUUUGGUAUUUUGAUGCAGAUGAAAGAGCACGAGCUAAAGUAAAAUAUCUAACAGGUGAAAAAGGUGUGAGGGUUGAACUCAAUAAACCUUCUGAUACAAUCAGUAAAGACAUCUUGUAGAGCCUUUGAUCCAGCAAUACCCCACUUCAUCUACAAUAAUUGUUGACACUAUUUGUUUAACUUGUGAAUACGAAUAAAUGAGAUAAAGACAAAAUAGACAACCAGUUGGCAUUUUAAUAAGGAAACCGAAACAACUUUUGUGUUGCAUCAGACAGAAGAUUUUGACUGUGUGGCUUUGUACUGCAUGAUAGACUCCAAACCUGUGAUUGCUUAUGGGAAGAAUAUAAGCUAUCAACUGAAAAUGUUAUCUACGUCUAGACAUGAAAUAAACGCCCUAGGUAGAUUUUUUUCAUUCUUAUAUUUUGCCAGAUCUGUCAUCUAGCUGACUUCAUUUCAUCUCUCCCUUUUUUAUAUAGUCAAGUUUGAAUUUGAAAUAAUUUUUGUAUGAUCAGGUACAAUUUAUCAAAACUGAAUUGAAAAAAUUACAGUAUUAUUUCCCAAAAUAGCAUCAAUCUAUUUUUGUAAACUUCUUCGAACUAUUAAAUUUUGCC